AUGAGAAUUGGACAAGAGAAGUUACAAAUGAAGGCAUUGUUGGAGAUUUUAUCAUCAAUGCUCGACUUAACAGCGACAGUGAACGCGAUAACUGUCGCGAGAGAUUUUGUAGAAGACUAUGAAUAUGACGCAAUGCCGGGAACCAAAGAAGUGAAGACUGAACUAGACGAUCCUGUUGAAGGCACUAUAAUGAAACUUAAUCCU
Messenger RNA from Brenthis ino (lesser marbled fritillary), 204 nucleotides. NCBI's taxonomy places the organism in Eukaryota, Metazoa, Arthropoda, Insecta, Lepidoptera, Nymphalidae. The record is from the annotation of a GenBank genome assembly.